AUGACGCGUGGAAAUCCCGUGUCGGAAAUCGAGCCUGGAUUCUUUUAUGGUUUCGAGAGGUUGAUGACGUUUCAUUGCGAUGAAUGCGAAUUGGGUCCGACCCUUUUAGAGGGUUCCUUUGCUUUUGUUGGAUCCUUUCCGUAUAUUCUGCUCGUACAUAACGGAAUGGCGAGCCUGGAACCGGGUGCAUUCUCUGGCUUCCCGACAAAUGCGUAUAUAAAUCUUAUAGAGAACGACAUCGCCAACAUAAGUGAAGAGUCGUUCCGGCCCAUAGUGGAGGUCCUGUCGUUGGGGGGAGGGAGUAUCGGAUUGGAGGGUAGCCCUGUCGUGUGCGACUGCAGCAUGGCCUGGCUUGCUCUGAAUCCAGGCUUCUUGGAGAGCGUGUCGGGUCGCUGCAUCGAUGGGACGCUCUUCUCAGACUUGGUUCCAGAGGACUUUCAAGACUGCGUCGUCUUUGAUCAGUGAUCAAACUGACUGAUCAAACACACUGCCUCUGCCUGAUCACUUCUCAUCGUUAUAAGUUUUCCCCAGUUGAAGAAUGAGCGUAGGACCCUCUCGAGUGUAAGGUGAUCCAACGGGGCGGCGAGUACAUCGGGUGAAAGAUCGGCACCGUCUCCGGCCUCCCACGCUAACCCUGAGCCUGCUCGACACCUGAUGCACGACUGGAGCUUGCCCUUCGCCAUCAAGCUUCGCGGAUGCUGAUGUGCUCGACGAGCAUCGCAACUGCGGAUGGAACCUGGACUCGAGAGACGGUAGUCCCUGGUGUUACGAAUGGACAGAAACCCGUGUGGGAAUUCUGCGAUGUUCAGACGUGUUGAAGAUCCAGUCGCUGGAAGCCAAUUCUUGGAUGACAGAGUUCCACUCCACCGUGUUACACCAUCCCAAAAAACACAAUAACG
Messenger RNA from Darwinula stevensoni, 899 nucleotides. Lineage: Eukaryota; Metazoa; Arthropoda; Ostracoda; Podocopida; Darwinulidae. The record is from the annotation of a GenBank genome assembly.